Molecule: messenger RNA, 315 nt
Organism: Dendrobium catenatum
Lineage: Eukaryota; Viridiplantae; Streptophyta; Magnoliopsida; Asparagales; Orchidaceae
Exons: 1
Coding region: 1-315 (104 amino acids)
Source: RefSeq, a predicted model, not a curated record
AUGCUUUUGCGCCUUCUCAUAGAGAGAUCCGAGCAAGAUCAAUCAACCCCGUCGCCUCCAUCAUCAUCGACUUCGGGCCAUUCUGCACCAAAGUCGAUCGAGACACUGGUUGUCAUCGUGGCGGUAAUCGUCAUCAUCGCCAUGCUCGCUGGGAUGCUUGCUCGAAUCUGUGGCGGACGCCUUCUUGUUGUUGGUGGCGAUCAUGAUAUCGAGGGAUGGGUGGAGAGGAAAUGUCGAAGCUGUAUUGAUUCUGGCGUUCCUCCGCCGCCUCCUAUGACGACAAAUGUAGUUGCCUCCGAAGAGGUAAAGAAGUGA